This is a messenger RNA of Puntigrus tetrazona (Sumatra barb), 1125 nucleotides long. It is a transcript of the gene mrpl15, whose product is annotated as mitochondrial ribosomal protein L15. Gene Ontology annotation, molecular function: structural constituent of ribosome. Gene Ontology annotation, cellular component: mitochondrial large ribosomal subunit. The record is from RefSeq and is a predicted model, not a curated record. The transcript has 5 exons. Gene Ontology annotation, biological process: translation. Bases 78 to 1013 code for a protein of 311 amino acids. Lineage: Eukaryota; Metazoa; Chordata; Actinopteri; Cypriniformes; Cyprinidae.
GUUUAGAGUACCACGUGGUACCCCUGUGUCGUCUGCCCUUGCAGUAGCAGUUCUAUGCUAUAGCGUUUCGAUUUAUAAUGUCUAUAACAAAGACAACGGCGGGGAAAACCAUCGACAUAGUAAAGAAUCUACCUCGUAUUACCCUCGCAAACCUUCGACCAAACCCGGGGUCGAAAAAAAGAUGUAAGUUUCUUUAUUUAAGAUGUGGAAGAUCAGAAAAGCACAGAGGUCGUGGAAUGCAUGGAGGCAAUAAAAGUGGACGGGGGCACACGGGUGAACGGCAGCGUGGUAAUCGACCCCGACUGGGCUUUGAAGGUGGACAGACUCCGUUCUAUCUGGUCAUUCCAAAAUAUGGCUACAAUGCCAAUCACAGUCGUCGGCUGCAGUAUCCCCCACUAUCCCUACGCAGACUCCAGUAUCUAAUAGAUUUAGGUCGUGUUGACCCCAUGCAACCCAUCGAUCUAACCCAACUCGUCAAUUGCAGAGGGAUUGCAAUCCAGCCUAUGAAACGAGACUAUGGUGUUCAGCUGGUUGAUGAGGGGGCUGAUAUAUUUCGUGCUAAAGUAAACUUGGAGGUCCAGGUUGCUUCAGAGAAAGCUAUUGCUGCAGUUGAGCGAAAUGGUGGUGUGAUCACAACCAGCUACUAUGAUCCUCGUAGUCUCCAAAUCCUCACCAAACCAGUACCCUUUCUCAUGUCUGGAGAUCCUAUACCCAAGCGCCUUCUCCCUGGGGAAGACCUUCUUCCAUAUUACACAGAUGCCAGUAACCGCGGCUACCUCGCAGACCCAGAUAAAGUCCGAGCUGCGAGGCUAGGUCUGGCUAAAAAGUAUGGCUACACCAUACCUGACAUCACAACAGACAAAAGUUUUGAAAUGCUGGUACAAAGAAAAGAUCCUCGUCAGAUUUUUUUUGGGUUGUCACCCGGUUGGGUGGUGAAUAUGGCAGACAAGAAGAUCCUCAAACCUACUGAUGAUAAAGUCUUGCAGUAUUAUGGCAAUGUUAAGUCUUUAUAGCUCUUCACAUUGUGAAUGUCUAUGGAAAUAAGUUUGUGUAUAUUUAUAUAGUGAAAGUUGUAAAAACCUAAAUUCAGUGUCUGUUAAUAAAAAAAACCUGAUUCAACAAAUA